Molecule: messenger RNA, 5675 nt
Organism: Tachysurus vachellii
Lineage: Eukaryota; Metazoa; Chordata; Actinopteri; Siluriformes; Bagridae
Product: tyrosine-protein kinase receptor UFO
Exons: 19
Coding region: 519-3251 (910 amino acids)
Biological process (GO): positive regulation of kinase activity; positive regulation of phosphatidylinositol 3-kinase/protein kinase B signal transduction; phagocytosis
Cellular component (GO): signaling receptor complex
Molecular function (GO): protein binding; ATP binding; transmembrane receptor protein tyrosine kinase activity
Source: RefSeq, a predicted model, not a curated record
CUUGUUUGCAGGGAAAGGUUUUGGUGUUGUGAUGUGAAUGAAGCUGAAGCUGAAGUCCUGAGGGAUUUGGGGAAGUUUUGGAAUUAAGAAGAAUCUGAACUUUUCUCCAAAAAGCAAAAGAAGACAAAAACUUUUUGGACCAUCACUGAAACUCUGGAUGGUCAUCACAAGCAAACGUUUGUUGUUUUCUUUAUCUUUAUCUUUGUUUGUUCAUGGAAUCUUUAGGAUUUGUAAGAAGAUUAAAGUGCUGCUGCAUCACAUUUCAGCCUUUUUUUUUUUAAUUGGUGACUUUUUGUGCACUUUUCGAAACCAGAAAGGAGGAAGUUUGAAGAGGAAAAACUGCUCAAAAUAAAAAAUAGGACAAGAAAAGCCAGCUGUCUUAAGAGCAACCUCGGCUCCUGUGUGUGUGUGUGCGUGUGUUUUGGCGGAUAUGUUUAAAAAGAUGCGCUGAUGUGACACCGAUAAAGAAAGACACUGAAUUACAACUAAUAAACAAAGGAACCGAAUCGGAACCGAAUAUGGAUCACUUCAAAUUCAAUCUGUUUUUUGUCGUUUAUGUGGCAGUGCUGCACAUCCAAGCUUACAAAACUGUGUCAGGCUUGCAUUUCAAGCUCAGCCCAGGAAAUAUAACUUCAUCACUGGGGAAGCCGGUGGAGAUGCAGUGUAUCCUGAUGAUGGAGGAGGGUGAUGAAGGAGAAGAAGGUUCUUCAGACAUUCAGUGGCUCAGAGAAGGAGAGCUGCUCGAGUACUCAGACACCAACCAAGUGCAGAUGCCUUCCGAUGAUGAGACAUGGCUCGUCAUCAGUACACUUCGGAUUGCAAAGGUGCAGCUUUCAGACAUGGGUGCUUACCGCUGUGCGGUGGCCACUGGGGACGAGGAGACGAUGUCCGCUGAAGGACACCUUCAACUGGAAGGUCUCCCACAUUUCUCUGUUGAACCCCACCACAUGUCCGUAGUGGCAAACAUGAGCCUGAGUCUGAAGUGUGUCGCUCACGGGCCUCCUGAACCGGUCCGGAUCAUCUGGCUUCAGGACGGAGCACCUCUCAACACGCUGGAUGACCCCAUGGCUCUUUCUCCGUCCCGUCUCAACCUCACAGGACUAAAGAAAAGCAGCUCUUUCUCCUGUGAAGCCCACAAUCGCAAAGGUGUAGCAUCAUCCAGCUCUGGAGUUAUAACGGUACUCCCUUCCCAGCCACAGGAUCUUAAAGAAGUGGAAAUAACUAAUUCCAGCAUUCGUCUGUCCUGGUCUCCAGGUUUUGCAGGAAUUUAUACCAUCAGUCUCUGCACAGUUCAGGUAAAGCCUUCAGGAGAGAACUACGACGUGAUCCACAACCAAAAUGUUAACGUUCCACCUGCCAGUCACCUGAUCUCCGACCUGAAGCCUUUCACCCGAUACGACGUUAGAGUCGCCUGCCGGAGCAACCAGGGGGUCUCUGAUUGGACGCCUUGGGUGACCUUCAGCACCAAUGAAGGAGUUCCAGACAGUGCACCAGUAAACAUCACUGCUAUGAUGAACGGGACAGAGGUACUGAUCAGAUGGGCCGAACCUGACGGAAAGAUAAACGGAGAGCUUCAGGGCUACAUGAUCGAGUACAGAACACCGAAUACACAACAGGUUGUGCUGGACAUUGGAAUGGUAACCGAGCUGACAGUCAACACGUCGGUCCCCUUAUCAAACAUCACCUUCAGGGUGCGAGCCUACACUAGGGCAGGAUAUGGACCAUGGACCCCGGUCCAGACUUUGUCCCUUGUUCCUACAGAUCCAAAGCCAUCAAGUCACUCCUCUCUUCCAGCGAUGUCAUGGCACUGGUGGUAUGUGGUGAUGGCUGUGGCCGUAGCUAUAGGUCUGGCGGUGCUCAUGGCCGUCUACAUGGCAAAGCUGAGGCGGAAGGAAACACGUUUCGGUGAAGCGUUUGAGCCCAUGAUGGAGAGCGGAGAGCUGGUGGUUCGCUAUCGAGCUCGUCGUACCUACAGCCGCCGCACCAACGAAGCCACAUUGAACUCGCUGGGCAUCAGUGAUGAACUCAAACAGAAGCUACAAGACGUAAUGGUGGACAGACACAAACUAACACUGGGAAAAACACUCGGAGAAGGUGAGUUUGGCUCCGUUAUGGAGGGUCUGCUGACUCAAGAGGACUCGGUUCUUAAAGUAGCGGUCAAGACAAUGAAGAUUGCUAUUUGUACCCGCACUGAGAUGGAGGACUUUCUGAGAGAAGCGGCCUGUAUGAAGGAGUUUGAUCAUCAGAAUGUCAUGAGGCUCCUAGGUGUCUGUUUGCAGACGGUAGAGAGUGAAGGUUUUCCGUCUCCUGUGGUGAUUUUGCCCUACAUGAAACACGGUGACCUGCACAGCUACCUGCUUUACUCAAGACUUGGAGACUCACCUGUAUAUCUACCGUCUAAGAUGCUGGUGAAGUUUAUGACAGAUAUCGCACGAGGAAUGGAGUACCUGAGCAGCAAGAACUUCAUCCACAGAGACCUGGCAGCACGUAACUGCAUGCUGAACGAGAACAUGAACGUGUGUGUUGCUGACUUUGGGCUCUCGAAGAAGAUUUAUAAUGGUGAUUACUACAGGCAGGGCCGCAUCUCCAAAAUGCCUGUCAAGUGGAUUGCGAUUGAAAGCCUGGCGGACAGAGUUUACACCACCAAGAGUGAUGUGUGGUCCUUUGGUGUGACAAUGUGGGAAAUCGCUACACGUGGUCAGACUCCGUACCCCGGCGUGGAAAACAGUGAGAUUUACGACUACCUGAGACAAGGCAACCGCCUGAAACAGCCUCCGGACUGUCUGGACAGCAUAUACUCUUUGAUGUUCUCCUGCUGGUUGCUCAGCCCGAAGGACCGGCCGAGCUUUGAGGUCUUGUGCUGCCAGCUUGAGAAAGCUCUGGAUGAGCUUCCUGACCCGCAGGACCCUGACGAGAUCCUCUACGUCAACAUGGAAGAGUCAUCAGGAGAGCUGGGGGCUGUCGGGGGACGGGAGCCCAACAUAGCUGUUGGGAUGUGCUCUCUGGGGCCGUUGAAGGGCACGGAAUCAGUGGCGACAGCAGAGAUUCACCAACCAGGUCGCUACGUCAUCUGCCCUCAACACGAGAGCCAGCGUCUGUUCAGUGGCGAAUCGGUAGAAAGCCUGAACCUCACAGGCUCAACGCCGACUUUAUUACUCCAGCCGUCAGCUCGCUCGACUCCUGUGCCAUCCUUUGAGAUGAACAGAUCUGAGGAUAGAGAGGGCCUGGGGGGCAAAGGGCUAAUGUGGUAGUGACACUUACACUGAAUGAGAGACAGUAGAUAUAUAGAGGCACUGUACUGCCUGAUCAGUUACUCUGGAGAAGGAUCCAAUUAGAGAUUUGUCCUUUGUCCCUUUGUCCACCAUUUCCACCUCUUCUGAUUGUGGAAGCACACGUUAGCACACCUUCACAUUCCAUAACGCUUUUCUUAUGCGAUCCACAGCCGGCGUUUCUCUGAACUCAUCAGAUGUGGAGGAAGAUUGGACUGUAAAUUAGUUUUUUUCCUUUUCUUUUUUUGAGUUUGCACAUCCUUUCUACUCAGCUGUACUUCUGGUGUGAAAAAGGGAUUUUUUUUUUUUUAAUUUUCCAUUAAUUCAUCUUUGAUUUUAUUCCAUUAUACUGAUCAGUAAAAGUAGAUCCAGAAUCUUUCCUAGAAUCAUUGGGGAAAUUUAUUGUAGUCAUUUUGGGAGGUGGGAAGAAACCAGAGACACUGGAGGAAACCCACAGUGGUACGAAUGUGGUAAAGCUCCCUGUGCACCACCAUGUCACCUAAAUACAUGUUGGAAGAUCUUCCAUCAUUGUCAAAGGGAAUGUUAGCUUCCAUGAGGCUCAGCUUGGCCUCAUGUUUCAUAUUUGUAUUUGUAUAAUUCACACAAACCAAAUAGCAAUUAAUGGUUGUAUUAUCCAGGUCUCAAGGUGGAACAUUUGAACUAGCACCAGCUCCAUUUGUAGACAAAUCCACAUCAUCAAGACUGCUGACACACACAAACAUCUACCUGCUGAAAGUAAAAGCCAUUUAAAAAGCUAAACGGUGGCAGCGACUCAUCUUCGGAGAAGAAAGUCGAAUUUUAUAAGCUAGCAUAACACCGUGCUAAAGUACCACAUGUGAAUCUAGCAUUAGGAGGUCCUCAGGAGAUACUAGCUCUCGAACCAUUUAUUAAUAACGUGGAAAUGUCAAUGACACGAGAGCAGCUUCACCAGCAGAUCACUGCCAAACUGUAGAAGGGAACCAAUCACAGUUAAACCUGCUUUCUCUUUACUUUAAGACAGAGUCCAUUUAAGAUUCCAUUUUUUUUUAUAUUAUUUCUUACAGCGUUCGUCUUCAGAUCUCUUCGUUCUAACCUUUCCAAAGAGUCACAUGGCCAACUUGAAGCACUUCUGUCUUGAAAGCUGACAUAGACAUAAAAUACAGAAAGUUUAAAUAAUCGUAUUGUCAAAUUUUUAGGAGAAAGCAAAUGGCUAAUUUAACCUAAGAUGAAGAAAUUUGUCAUUGUUUUUUUGCAAAACGUAUGCUUGUUAAGAUCUGUAUAUAGAUUUGCAAACAAAAAAGUUCAACAAAACCAAAUCCUUUGUACAGUUUUGGACACCGUUAGAAGAAAUUCUGUCACUUUACCUGUCUACCUACCUGGUAAUAACAUAACGAUGAGAUAAAUACACACUUUACUCAAAAGGUACUGGGAUGAACAGAGACCAGUUUUAUGGUUUCUGUGACAGCGGAAAACAUGGAGGUCUUUUAUAGCAGUGUAAAUAGGGCACUAGGUAAUACGUGGUUAGGACAUAAAAUAAACCCCAGUCCAGGCACUGCCUUGGUUCAGCAGGAGCUCGACUCAAGCACAGUAUUAUUUCUUUGUUAUUGUCAUUGUGUAUAUAUGAAAUCAUUGCACUAAUCAUUUCCAACAGCUGUUUUUUAUUUUUUUAUGUGUGUGUUCUUCUAUUUCGCCUUUCGCAUUCAUUUGUUCAACAUCCCCCUGAACCCAGAGUGUGUUUGUCAUUUUUUUUGUUAAAAUGAAAUCCUUUUAAAAAUUGUGUCACUGAUAAUAUCGAGGAUUGAAACACCAAAUUCUUCGUUUGUUUGUAUGUCGAAUGUACGUUCAUUUUUUGUGGUACGGACUUUGGCACGUUUUCCCAAAUAUUCGUAUAAAGUCACAGCGAUUUAAAACUUUUUCAAUUAUGCGAAUUUGUUUGGAUAUUAUAUCAAUAUUCAUAAAAUCACAUUUAAAGUUUCGUCUGUUCAGGUACAUUCAACAGGCCAAGACAUCAACGUGUCGUUAAUUGCCACAAUCUUUGAUAUUUGCAUAAUUCUGACAAAUUUUUCCCCAUUGUAAUUAAACACAUCUUUGCUUGUACUACAUAUUCAAGACCUUCCUACCAGUGCGGUAGGUUCAGUUUCCAUGAAAUAACAUUUAAGGUCAGUUAUACAAGGGUUUAUUUCCCCGCAUGGUUAGUUGUGUAUACUUGGGUAUGUAAAUAUUAUAUUACAUCUAUAUUCACAUACAUGUGAGCUACACACUUCAGUGCCUUUGGGAAAGCCAGUAUUUUGCCUUAAGAUAGUACUUUAAUAUGUAGCAUUAGGCAUUUAUGUCUAGUUAAUAUUAAUGAUGCUAUUAUCGUUUUUUUUUUUUUUUGUAAGAUUUUGAUACGCUUUUAUAUGAAAUAAAUGCUAUCUGCACAAUUCA